This is a messenger RNA of Anopheles marshallii, 1917 nucleotides long. RefSeq names its product sphingomyelin phosphodiesterase-like. The transcript is spliced from 3 exons. Gene Ontology annotation, biological process: sphingomyelin catabolic process; ceramide biosynthetic process. Gene Ontology annotation, cellular component: lysosome. Bases 1 to 1917 code for a protein of 638 amino acids. NCBI's taxonomy places the organism in Eukaryota, Metazoa, Arthropoda, Insecta, Diptera, Culicidae. The record is from RefSeq and is a predicted model, not a curated record. Gene Ontology annotation, molecular function: acid sphingomyelin phosphodiesterase activity.
AUGCAGCGCAAAACGUCGGUGCUGCUUGGGAGAGCCACGUUGCUGUCCCUGGCGUUGUUGGUGGCACUGCAGACACCUACAGCAGAGGCCGAUCGGUUGCAACCGAAAGGAUAUCGCGAAACGGUCGAGAAGCUCCAAAAGUUUUACGUUAAGUUUGAGGACAAAGUCUCGCGGGAAUUCCGUCGAUGGAAGACGGACGGCACCAUGUCGCCGCACUUCCGACAGCUGAUCCACGGGUCCGCUAUUAGCAAAAGUGAACGUGCUCAGGAAAUACGCGAACUGCCAACGACCCGCGAGGGCCCGCUGUGUGCGAUCUGUCGUGGGUUCGGUGGAUCGGUUCUGGAGUUCCGCCGGGAAGGUGCCUCCCGGGAGGAAGUGUUCAACACGACGGUGGAACUGUGCACGAUGCUCAAUCUGCAGGAAGAAUCCAUCUGCCGGGGGCUGAUAGAGCUCAACAUUGAUCCCAUCCUUUAUAUUGUGGACAAUCGACCGGAUCUAACAUCGGCAUCGUUGUGCGCCGUGGUCUUCCAAUCGGGUGCAUGCGUGCUGGACGAUGCCACCUUUACCGAGUGGCAGGUGGAUGUUGAUUCGAACGGAACACCAGUGACCGCGUCAAAGGCUGGUACGGCCCAGCGGGGUCCAAACGAUCUGAAGAUCGUCCAAAUCACUGAUCUUCACUUCGAUCCGAACUAUCGCACCGGAUACAAUGCGGAAUGUGGGGCACCGGCCUGCUGCCGGGAGUCUCAAGGUAUCCCAGACGACCCUGCAGCAGCCUCCGGACAUUGGGGUGACUAUCGAAACUGCGAUACACCGUGGAACGCGGUCGAAGAUCUUAUCGAUCGCGUAGCGGAAGAACAUUCCGAUGCGGACUUUGUCUACCACACCGGUGAUAUCAUCGAUCAUGGUAUCUGGGAGACCUCGAUCGGUUACAAUGUGCGCUCGAUUAACCGAGUGAUUAACAAACUGCGUGAAACGUUCCCCGAAACGCCCGUCUACAAUAUUCUUGGCAAUCACGAAGCACACCCGACGAAUGUGUACGAACUUGGUGAGGUGACGCGUCCGGACUUUUCCACGAACUGGCUGUACCACUUGUCCGCCGAUCUCUGGAGUCACUGGUUGCCCCGUGCAACCGAGCAGACGAUUCGGCUCGGCGGGUACUACACGGCCCUGGUACGACCCGGAUUCCGUGUGAUCGCACUCAACAACAACGACUGUUACACCUUCAACUGGUGGAUCCUAUACCAACCGGAUGCGCUCAAGGGACAGCUGCAAUGGUUGCAUGACGUUUUGCUGCAGGCGGAACGGGCCGGCGAAAAGGUACACAUCCUGGCCCACCUUCCAAUCUCGUCCGACUGUUUCAGCGUGUGGCAGCGGGAGUAUCGACGAAUCUUAGAGCGCUUCCGUGAUACGAUCAGUGCGCAGUUCCACGGUCACACACACAAGGACGAGUUUAAUGUGUUUUACGCGAGCGAAAAUCCCGAGUUUGCUGUCGGUGUGGCGUGGAACGGUGGCAGUGGCACGGCACACACGAAUGUCAACCCGAACUACGUCGUGUACUACGUCAAUCCGGAGACUUAUGAAGUGACCGAUUUUGAAUCGUACGCGUACAAUCUAACGUCCGCUAACUUGACACCGGAUGAGCGCCCGGACUGGUUCCUUAUGUAUUCGUUCCAGGAGGAGUUUGGUUUGUCGGAUCUGAGUCCAGCCGGUGUGGAUGAGCUAAUUCAACGGUUGGGAACGCCCGCGGGACGGGACGAUUUGCGCCGGUACUGGGAGUAUAAGGUUAAACUGGCGGAUGCAUCGCUUGCCAACGACUGUGAAGAGGAUUGUCUGCUGAAUCAUCUGUGUGAGAUCGUCACCAAUCAGGCGGACGAUCUCCGGAAGUGCCAGGAACUGUCGGACACAUUCUUCGACUAA